GCACUUAGACCCUGGACAACCAUCGUCGUGGGUGACAAUUACCUUCCCCGGCAAUUGCUCGAUGCAACAGCAGCAGCAAGCAAGUGUUGUUACAUUCAUCGCGGCUCACAUACUCAGCUCGAAUCGCCCGUUCGUUGUUUCGAAGCGCUAACUACCCACUGCCAUUGCUGCUAGCAAAUCAGAGAAUUGAAUUUUAAUAUUUAAUUGAACCGUACUCGAAUCAUAAUCAGUUAUUAGCCGCUGUCGAUUACGGCCGGUCGCGUUCGCGGUAUUAGUCUCGGGGUUUUCGAAGAUUCUAUCUCGCUCGCCAGCCUCUCCCGAUUCGAUUUAUAUCUAUGACGAUUGCGAAUCUGUGAAUCCGUGUGUGCCAGUGACAAAAGUUCUACGUUCUACGGUGCCAAACUUGUUCCGGGCAAUGAUAGUUCCGAAAAGCAUGAUACACAAAACGGCCCUUUCACUUUUUGUGUCGGCAAUAAUCCUGUUCGAUCCGGGCAGUGCUCAACCACCCAUCAAUCGGCAGAGGGGUAACAUUUUGAAAAAUCUCACCAAAACACACUCCUACGAAGAUCACAUCGUUACGAGUUCACUGGACGCUUCGAGGCCAAUUCGAAUGUUCUACCGUGGAUUCCGGGAGGUGUACAAUCGGUUGCUAGGGCCAACCGGGGAUAGGAUUCGGGGAGCCUUCCUGCAACCUCACAUAAUGCCAAACGUUCCGUUUCCUUGCGAUGUUCGCGGCUAUCGGAGCGCCGAGGUUCCAACAAGUGUCCAUCAGCUGCGCCCCGGAGACAUCGACAUCAUUUCGGCUGUGGGAGAUUCAUUGACAAGUGCUACGGCAGCAAAUUCCGUUGCUUUGUGGGAACUGUUGAUUGAGAACCGGGGACUUGCUUGGUGCAUUGGAGGUCAGGGAACCUGGCGAACGCAUUUGACGCUACCGAACAUAUUGAAGGAAUUCAAUCCGGAUCUUUUUGGAUACUCGCUGUUCGACUCCUACAACGUGCAUCAUUCGGCGCAGUUUAAUGUGGCUGAGAACAUCGCUACGACUACCGAUAUGCCUUAUAAUGCAGCCAAGCUGGUUGAACGGAUGAAACUCGACCCCAGGGUCCGGUGGGAAAAACAGUGGAAGCUGCUCACUUUCAUGAUUGGCGGAAACGAUUUCUGUUCUGAUGUGUGCUAUCAGACCAAUGCAACCGAGUGGAUCAAUCGUGAACAGGAGAAAGCUUUGAUCAAAACGCUGCGAUAUCUGCGACACAACAUGCCGAGGACCAUCGUAAAUCUCGUUCCGUCGCCGUUGAUCAGCCUGUCUUUUUCGAUGGGAAAAGUCCAGCUUCCAGUUUCCUGCCACCUUUUGCAGCCCAUCGAGUGUUCCUGUCUUUUUGGGCCCACCUAUUCGAAUCGCCGCAACCUAUUCCGGUCGUUGGAACGCAACUUUGUCAAAAUUAUGGAACGCAUCAGCUACAUGCCCGAAUUUCACAGCGACGAUUUCACCGUUGUGUAUCAGCCAUUCUUUAGGGAUGCGAGUGUGUUCUAUCGGCGAGACGGCAAGCCGGACAUGUCCAUCAUGUCGAUUGAUUGUGUCCAUCUGAGCCAGAAAGGACAUGCGGUUUCGGCCAACGGGCUGUGGAACAACAUGCUGGAACCGACCGGAUCGAAAACUCUGGGAUUGGGGGAACUAUUUAAAGAGUUUCGAUGCCCAACGCCGCAGAAUCCAUACAUUCGUACCUAUUAUAAUAGUUAGGAUUUGAUCUCAAAGUGGAAAUAAAGCGACUGUUUUGGUUUA
Uranotaenia lowii is the source of this 1777-nucleotide messenger RNA. RefSeq names its product phospholipase B1, membrane-associated-like. NCBI's taxonomy places the organism in Eukaryota, Metazoa, Arthropoda, Insecta, Diptera, Culicidae. The transcript has 5 exons. Gene Ontology annotation, biological process: phospholipid metabolic process. The record is from RefSeq and is a predicted model, not a curated record. Gene Ontology annotation, molecular function: glycerophospholipase activity. Bases 416 to 1735 code for a protein of 439 amino acids.